AUGACUUGUUCCACAUGACUCCGCAGUGCUUUCUGUCGCAGCAUAAACUAAGAUUCUACGUCAUAUUCUCUCUCUUUCCCCCAAGUCCUCCAGCGGAGAGGAGCAGCGACAGCAGCGCCAGGCCGUCCUAGACUUGGGAGCCAUUCGCCAAAAUGGUGAACUUCACGGUAGACCAGAUUCGGGAGAUCAUGGACAAAAAGUCCAACAUCAGGAACAUGUCCGUGAUCGCCCAUGUGGACCAUGGCAAAUCUACUCUCACUGACUCAUUGGUGUGCAAGGCCGGUAUUAUUGCUUCUGCACGUGCAGGAGAAACUAGAUUUACUGACACCAGAAAAGACGAACAGGAGAGAUGUAUCACUAUAAAGUCAACGGCCAUCUCUCUAUAUUAUGAGCUCAGUGAGAAUGACUCAGCCUUUAUUAAGCAGUGUAAGGAUGGUACUGGUUUCCUGAUCAACCUGAUCGACUCACCAGGACACGUUGACUUCUCCUCUGAGGUGACAGCAGCUCUGAGGGUUACAGAUGGUGCCCUUGUAGUGGUAGACUGUGUAUCAGGUGUAUGCGUACAGACUGAGACCGUCUUGAGACAAGCCAUUGCAGAGCGCAUCAAGCCUGUCUUGAUGAUGAACAAGAUGGAUCGUGCCCUUCUUGAGUUGCAACUGGAGCCCGAUGAGCUUUUUCAAACCUUCCAGAGGAUUGUGGAGAAUGUUAACGUCAUCAUCUCAACCUAUGGUGAAGGAGAGCAUGGACCAAUGGGAAACAUUAUGGUGGAUCCUGUGGUGGGAACUGUGGGAUUUGGAUCAGGCCUUCAUGGCUGGGCUUUUACUCUGAAGCAGUUUGCUGAGAUGUACGUGGCCAAGUUUGCUGCCAAGGGAGAUAAGAAAAAAGUAGACCUUCCUCCAGCAGAACGGGCUAAGAAAGUGGAGGAGAUGAUGAAAAAGCUUUGGGGAGAUAAGUACUUUGAUCCCUCUUGUGGAAAAUUCAGCAAAACGGCAAACAAUGCAGAUGGCAAGAAGCUUCCUCGUACUUUCUGCCAGCUUGUCUUGGAUCCAAUCUUUAAGGUUUUUGAUGCCAUUAUGAAUUUCAAAAAAGAAGAGACCCAGAAGCUGAUUGAGAAACUUGAAGUAAAGCUUGAUGCGGAAGACAAAGACAAAGAAGGAAAACCUCUGCUUAAGGCUGUGAUGCGCCGCUGGUUGCCUGCAGGUGACGCUUUGCUCCAGAUGAUCACCAUCCAUCUUCCUUCUCCUGUCACUGCCCAAAGGUACCGCUGUGAACUGCUUUAUGAGGGUCCUGGAGAUGAUGAGGCCGCCAUGGGUAUAAAGAACUGUGAUCCUAAAGCUCCUCUCAUGAUGUACAUCUCCAAGAUGGUGCCAACCACCGACAAGGGUAGAUUCUAUGCCUUUGGUCGUGUCUUCUCCGGUAUUGUUUCUACAGGGCAGAAGGUGCGCAUCAUGGGCCCAAACUUCACACCAGGAAAAAAGGAGGACUUGUAUUUAAAGCCAAUCCAAAGAACUAUCUUGAUGAUGGGUCGCUACGUAGAGCCCAUUGAAGAUGUGCCAUGCGGGAACAUCGUUGGUUUGGUUGGGGUUGAUCAGUUCCUGGUCAAGACUGGCACCAUUACCACUUUUGAAAAUGCUCACAACAUGCGUGUUAUGAAGUUCAGCGUUAGUCCUGUGGUGAGAGUUGCUGUGGAGGCCAAGAACCCAGCUGAUCUGCCAAAGUUGGUGGAGGGCCUUAAACGUCUAGCCAAAUCUGAUCCCAUGGUUCAGUGUAUCAUUGAAGAGUCUGGGGAGCACAUUGUGGCAGGUGCUGGAGAGCUUCAUCUGGAGAUUUGCCUGAAAGACCUUGAGGAAGAUCAUGCCUGCAUCCCUCUUAAGAAAUCAGACCCAGUUGUGUCAUAUCGUGAAACCGUCAGUGAGGAAUCAGACCAGGUUUGCUUGUCCAAGUCUCCCAACAAGCACAAUCGUCUGUACAUGAAAUCCCGGCCCUUCCCAGAUGGCCUGGCCGAGGAUGUCGAUAAGGGUGAUGUGUCUUCUCGGCAGGAGCUCAAACAGAGAGCUCGCUACCUGGCUGAGAAAUAUGAAUGGGAGGUCGCAGAGGCCCGUAAGAUUUGGUGCUUUGGACCAGAUGGCACAGGGCCCAACAUCCUUGUGGACAUCACAAAGGGAGUUCAGUAUCUGAAUGAGAUAAAGGACAGCGUAGUGGCUGGUUUCCAGUGGGCAACCAAAGAAGGUGCACUCUGUGAAGAAAAUAUGCGGGCAGUGCGAUUUGACAUUCAUGAUGUCACUCUUCACGCUGACGCCAUUCAUAGAGGUGGCGGUCAGAUCAUUCCCACAGCUCGCAGAGUUCUGUAUGCUUCUGUGCUCACCGCUCAGCCGAGACUCAUGGAGCCCAUUUACCUGGUUGAGAUUCAGUGCCCAGAGCAGGUGGUUGGUGGCAUCUAUGGUGUGCUGAACAGAAAAAGAGGCCAUGUGUUCGAGGAGUCCCAAGUGGCUGGAACACCUAUAUUUGUUGUGAAGGCAUACCUACCUGUAAAUGAAUCAUUUGGUUUCACAGCAGACCUGAGGUCUAACACUGGCGGACAGGCCUUCCCUCAGUGUGUGUUUGACCAUUGGCAGAUUUUGCCAGGUGAUCCAUAUGACGUGAACAGCAAACCUAGCCAAAUUGUGGCUGAGACCCGUAAACGCAAAGGUCUGAAGGAGGGCAUCCCAGCACUGGACAACUUCCUGGACAAACUAUAAGUUUCUCUGGAUUGUACAUGGUGAUUGAAGCUAUUAAUCUUACAAUGUUAACGUGACGACUCUGAAGUGUAUGGCAUAAUGUUUACACAGAAAAUAAAUAGAGCUUAAUUUAAACGUUCAAAGCUGCACAAUCUGGCAGCAAAUAAAACCUGAGCACGUUAAACUUGUGUGGAUGUGUCCAUACGUAAAGUAAAGCCAAUACAUCACAGCAAUCUGGACUUAUUCAGCUUUAAAAAUAUAUUUUUCCAGGUGGAUAUGAAAUAGCGCUCUAAUCACUGUGUAUUGGUUUUACAUGUCUUAGGAUAUACAUGUAUCAUCUUGAACUGUGCCCUCCUCCUUUCGGCAAAGAAUUCAAGAUUCUCAACAACAUUACCUGUGCCAUUAUCAGUAGAGAGCUAUGUUAAUUAAAAACCUCAGCCCUGACUGGGAGGGACAAUAAAAGCACUGUAUCAACA
This is a messenger RNA of Labeo rohita (rohu), 3193 nucleotides long. RefSeq names its product eukaryotic translation elongation factor 2, like 2 (gene eef2l2). NCBI's taxonomy places the organism in Eukaryota, Metazoa, Chordata, Actinopteri, Cypriniformes, Cyprinidae. Gene Ontology annotation, cellular component: ribonucleoprotein complex; cytosol. The record is from RefSeq and is a predicted model, not a curated record. Bases 153 to 2738 code for a protein of 861 amino acids. The transcript is spliced from 15 exons. Gene Ontology annotation, molecular function: translation elongation factor activity; GTP binding; ribosome binding. Gene Ontology annotation, biological process: translational elongation.